This is a messenger RNA of Stylophora pistillata, 607 nucleotides long. Its product is annotated as TNF receptor-associated factor 6-like. Lineage: Eukaryota; Metazoa; Cnidaria; Anthozoa; Scleractinia; Pocilloporidae. The record is from RefSeq and is a predicted model, not a curated record.
UUUAGAGGCAAUUUAAUCCCGACGAGCCCACAGCAGUCAUUCCGAUCUACGGCGGUUUUGGAGGGAGGUACUCUUAGGUUCUUUUCGUAUAAGCAUGGGUUAAAUCCACGCGUGGCGCCUUCUUCGUUCGAUUGAGCAAGCAAGAUUAAGGUCAUAAGGCUGCCGCUGGAAAGAAAAUCAAAGUGAAAUGCCCGGUUUUCGCGUAAGUCAUUCAGACCUAGACGGGCUUGACGACAAGUUCCAGUGUAGACUGUGUGGAUUUGUGUUUAGAGAUCCAGUUCAGACUUCUUGUGGACAUGUGUAUUGCCACUCGUGUUGUUUUGAAUCUACGACAGAUGUGCUGUGUGUAGAAGAUGGAACAGUCAUUCGAGAGAAAGAAAGUUUCCGGGACAGAUAUAUGGAGCGUGAAGUUCUUCGUCAGGAGGUUGGUUGUACCUUUCAAGAUGAGGGGUGCUCGUGGAGAGGAAUGAUUUGCCAUCUAGAGGCUGAGGAGGUUAGCACAAAAGGGGUUGAAUGUCCAAGAACUUUGAUUUAUGUCAGAAAUUAUCAGACUUGUGGAGAACUUUAUAACUUUUUCAUUAACACCCUACAAGAUAAAGCCUACUAG